This is a messenger RNA of Archocentrus centrarchus (flier cichlid), 1518 nucleotides long. RefSeq names its product solute carrier family 35 member F4 (gene slc35f4). NCBI's taxonomy places the organism in Eukaryota, Metazoa, Chordata, Actinopteri, Cichliformes, Cichlidae. Gene Ontology annotation, cellular component: membrane. The record is from RefSeq and is a predicted model, not a curated record. The transcript is spliced from 7 exons. The coding region runs from base 108 to 1229 and encodes 373 amino acids.
GAGUGGCUCCCCUCAGCUCAUACAGCACUCAGGUCCUGACCUGCCCUAACUCUGAAGGAGAGGAUGGCUCAGAGUCUCACGCAGAGACACCAGGCAGUGAGACCAGUAUGGAGAGCCAGCCCUUCCAGACAUGUGUCAACACGGCCCUGAAGGUGCUGGGUGGUUUGCUGAUGGUGCUGUGUAUUUCCUCCUCCUGGGUGGGUACCACUCAGGUGGUGAAGCUGACCUUCCAGUCAUUCUCCUGUCCCUUCUUCAUCUCCUGGUUCAGCAGCAACUGGAACAUCCUCAUCUUCCCCAUCUACUACUCGGGGCACAUAGUCACCACGCGGGAGAAGCAGACCCCCAUACAGAAAUUUAGGGAGUGCAGCAAGCUCUUUGGGGAGGAUGGAAUGACUCUCAAGCUUUUUGUAAAGAGGACAGCACCCUUCUCAAUCCUGUGGACACUGACCAACUACCUGUACCUCUUAGCCUUGAAGAAACUGACCGCCACUGAUGUCUCUGCCCUCUACUGUUGCCACAAGGCCUUCGUCUUUCUCCUCUCAUGGAUUGUCCUCAAGGACCGGUUCAUGGGUGUUCGGAUUGUGGCCGCCAUAAUGGCCAUCACAGGUAUUGUCAUGAUGGCUUAUGCUGAUGGUUUCCAUGGUGAUUCUUUUGUGGGUGUGGCAUUGGCUGUAGGCUCAGCCUCAACUUCAGCUCUUUAUAAGGUGCUGUUCAAGAUGUUCCUAGGCAGCGCCAACCUUGGAGAAGUGGCUCAUUUUCUUUCCACUAUGGGCUUUUUCAACCUCAUCUUCAUCUCCUGUGUGCCCCUCAUCCUGUACUUCACCAGGGUAGAGCACUGGGGCUCACUGUCCUCACUGCCCUGGGGAUAUAUGUGUGGACUGGCAGGAUUGUGGCUGGUGUUCAACAUCCUGGUCCAUGUUGGUGUGGUACUGACUUACCCCAUUCUGAUCUCUAUAGGGACACUUCUCAGUGUGCCAGGCAAUGCAGCUGUAGAUGUUUUGAAACACGAGGUGAUCUUCAGUGUGGUGCGACUGGCUGCCACCUGCAUCAUCUGCCUGGGAUUCCUGCUCAUGCUGUUGCCAGAGGAAUGGGACUCGGUCACUCUGCGUUUCCUGGCCACCAUUGCAGACAAAAAGUCUGAGGAACAUGGCGAGGAGCUUACAGAGUCCAGCACCCACACUCGGAGCCGCAGCCGAGCAAACGGCACCGUUUCCAUUCCCUUGGCAUGACGAGGAUCUGACUGUGACCUCUGUUAACCAGUCUGGAAACCCCACAUUUCUCUGGAGCCCAGAAUGGAGAUGUGGUGGGAUGCUCAGUCCAUAUGGACUCAUCUAUCAGGAAAUGAGGAAGCAAUGUCUUGAACGUCAAACUUCGCUCUGGAGAUGUACCUCUGUUUUGUAUCACUUCACAACAAGAGGGGAAAUUGAAAACAUUUAUGGAUCAUGCACCCUGAUGGAGUUGAAAGUGUUAUUUACUUUCUUAAAAUACUUGCCGCGCUCUACCCCUCGCACGCACCCA